Messenger RNA from Nematolebias whitei (Rio pearlfish), 924 nucleotides. RefSeq names its product olfactory receptor 13C2-like. Gene Ontology annotation, molecular function: olfactory receptor activity; G protein-coupled receptor activity. The record is from RefSeq and is a predicted model, not a curated record. The transcript has a single exon. Bases 1 to 924 code for a protein of 307 amino acids. NCBI's taxonomy places the organism in Eukaryota, Metazoa, Chordata, Actinopteri, Cyprinodontiformes, Rivulidae. Gene Ontology annotation, biological process: G protein-coupled receptor signaling pathway. Gene Ontology annotation, cellular component: membrane.
AUGGAAAAUGAGAUGAAUUUUUCCUACAUUACUCUUGGAGGUUUUGUGGAACUUAACAAAUACUGGUAUUUGUAUUUUACAAUUAUGUUUACAGUAUAUAUUUUAAUCAUCUGUAGCAAUUCAGUUAUUGUGUAUCUGAUCUUGAUGAACAAAAGCCUCCAUGAGCCCAUGUACAUUUUCAUUGCAGCUUUGUUAUUUAACUGUGUUUUUUACAGCACCAUUGUUUACCCAAAGCUCCUGAUUGAUUUUUUAUCUGAAAACCAGAUUGUUUCAUAUUCAGCAUGCCACUUCCAGUUUUUCAUGUUUUAUUCCAUAGGUGGUUCUGAAUUCAUGCUAUUGGCUGUGAUGGCUUUUGACAGAUAUGUGUCUAUUUGUAAACCACUAAGAUAUCCAACAAUAAUGAGAAAAACUACAGUCAACAUUUUGCUGGUUCUUGCAUGGAUUUUGCCUGCUUGCCCUAUUGCAGUACAAGCAAUACUAAGUGCUAAAUCUAAAAUUUGCAACUUUAGGUUAAAUGCAAUAAUUUGCAACAAUGUCAUUUACUCAGCUCAUUGUGUGAGAUCAAAACCAAUUGCUCUUUUUGGGGUUGUUGCUUUAAUAUUUAUUAUAAUACUUCCACUAUUGUUUACAGUUUUUACAUAUACAAAAAUAUUUAUAAUGUCAUAUAAAAGUUGUAGAACAUUGAAGAAAAAAGUUGCUGAGACCUGCAUACCCCACCUAAUGGUUUUAAUUAGCUACUUCUGUUUUAUGGCAUAUGAUGUAAUUGUAGCUCGACUGGAGUCUAAUUUUCCUCAAAUUGUUCGCUUUAUAAUGACAUUGCAAAUACUUCUGUAUCAGCCUCUGUUUAAUCCAUUUAUAUAUGGUUUGAAAAUGAAAGAAAUUUUCAAAAACCUUCAAAGGUUGUUUUGUUCAGAUAAAAUCUGA